AUGUCACGCGACAUAUUGGACAUGUUGACGGAGCCACAGAUGACCAAAGUGUGUGCUCCAAUGGUGAGGUACAGCAAACUACCGUUUCGUACUUUGAUGAGAAAGUACGACUGUGACCUCUGCUUCACCCCGAUGAUCCUUGCCGACGCGUUCGUUCAGUCGUCAAAGGCACGGGACAGCGAAUUUUCAACGAGCAAAGACGACAGGCCGCUUGUCGUGCAGUUUGCUGCCAACGAGGUAGAUGAUUAUGUUGGAGCUGCAGAACUCAUUGCGCCCUACGCCGAUGGUGUUGAUUUGAACUGUGGCUGUCCUCAACGAUGGGCCAUGAAAGAUGGCUAUGGGGCUGAUUUAUUGACCAAACCACAGCUUGUCAAAGACAUGGUUUACCAAGUUCGAAAUAGGAUACCACAGCCCUUUACCGUUUCUGUAAAAAUUCGUCUAUUAAAAGAUUUACAGAAAACGAUAGAUCUCUGCCGAAUUGUGGAAAAAACUGGCGUGUCCUUUGUCACGGUUCAUGCAAGGACUCCGGACAUGAGGAAUGAACCUAUUGAUUUGGAAAGUUUGAAACUUGUUAGGAGUUCUGUACAAUUACCAGUUAUAGCUAAUGGAAAUGUUAGGAGUCUCAAGGAUGCCGUGAAUCUGUAUAAAGACUCCAAAUGCAAUGGUGUUAUGGUUGCCAGUGCACUGUUGGCAAAUCCUGCCUUGUUUUCAGGGUCCGCGAGCACUCCUGUUGAGUGUGUACAAGACUGGCUUGAUAUAACAUCAAGCAUGGGUACCCCUUUUAUGUGUAUGCAUCAUCAUUUAGUUUUUAUGCUGGACAAAGUAUUGACAAAACAAGAAAAACAAGUGUUUAAUGUUCUCAAGACAAGGAGUGACGUUUAUGGUUUUCUUGAAAAACGUUUUAACACUGUUCCCGAGACAUUUUGUGAAAAGUAUAAGAUGACUGACUGUAAGUUUGAAGUUUUGCCAAAAAAAAUUGUUAAAAAAACCAACGAACAUGAUGUAUGCAGUAUAAGCUUGGAAAACCUUUUCAUUUGACUUACCCAAUAGUAAACAUGUACAUAGACUGUUUAAUUUUUGUAUAGUUAUUUUUAUACUGAAGAAAUAUUGUUAUGUGGGUAAGUUAGGUGCCGAGAUGUUGUUU
Molecule: messenger RNA, 1144 nt
Organism: Copidosoma floridanum
Lineage: Eukaryota; Metazoa; Arthropoda; Insecta; Hymenoptera; Encyrtidae
Product: Dihydrouridine synthase 4
Biological process (GO): tRNA processing
Molecular function (GO): tRNA dihydrouridine synthase activity; flavin adenine dinucleotide binding
Source: RefSeq, a predicted model, not a curated record